This is a messenger RNA of Cicer arietinum (chickpea), 2287 nucleotides long. Its product is annotated as conserved oligomeric Golgi complex subunit 8. Gene Ontology annotation, cellular component: COG complex. Gene Ontology annotation, biological process: intra-Golgi vesicle-mediated transport. NCBI's taxonomy places the organism in Eukaryota, Viridiplantae, Streptophyta, Magnoliopsida, Fabales, Fabaceae. The record is from RefSeq and is a predicted model, not a curated record.
UUCAAAGGAUUUACUCAUUGAUUCACAGUAAGCUAGCUCGCUGCAAAUUGCAAUCCAAUAGAAUUGCUUCUUGACAUGCUGAGGUCACAAUAUCAGAAAUGACACUAACGCUAUAAGAACCACAUUUUUGAAGACACCGCAGAUCCAGAUCGGAGUUCCCACUCUCAAUCACACAAUGGACUGGGAAGGUGCAAUUUCAGGAUCAGAUAUGGAAGUUUCAGUUUCUCUUCCAUUGGCCUCUGAAUCGCAACAACCCUAUGUCUCCGAACUCCUUUCCUUCACCCUCGAUCGCCUUCACAAGGAACCCGAACUUCUUCGCGUUGAUGCCGAACGGAUCCGUCGUCAAAUGCAAGAGGUCGCCGUCGCUAAUUAUCGCUCCUUUAUUGCUGCCGCUGAUGCCUUGCUUGCUAUUCGUCAGGAAGUUUCCUCUAUUGAUAAUCAUCUUGAAUCUCUGAUAAAUGAAAUCCCAAAGCUGACAUCUGGAUGCACCGAGUUCAUAGAAUCUGCAGAACAGAUUUUGGAGAAGAGGAAGAUGAACCAAACAAUGCUAACCAAUCACAGCACUUUGCUUGACUUGCUAGAAAUUCCUCAACUUAUGGACACGUGUGUGCGGAAUGGAAAUUAUGAUGAAGCCCUAGAUUUGGAAGCAUUUGUUGGCAAACUUUCAACCAUGCAUCCAAAGUUACCCAUUAUUCAAGCAUUGGCUGCAGAAGUUAGACUGACUACCCAAUCACUUCUUUCUCAGCUUCUUCAGAAACUGCGCUCAAAUAUUCAGUUGCCUGAAUGCCUGCGCAUUAUUGGAUAUUUACGGAGAAUAGGAGUAUUUAGUGAGUAUGGAAUGCGUUUGCUGUUCUUAAGAUGUCGAGAAGCAUGGCUUAAUGGUAUCCUUGAGGAUCUUGACCAGGCAAAUCCUUAUGAAUACUUAAAAGGAAUGAUUAAUUGUCACAGAAUGCAUCUUUUUGAUGUUGUGAAUCAAUAUCGAGCAAUAUUUGCUGAUGACACAUCGGGAAGUGAGGAAAACUAUGAUGGUGGACUACUUUUUAGUUGGGCAAUGCACCAAAUUACCUCACACCUGCAAACUCUGAAAGUUAUGCUUCCAAAGAUAACUGAAGGUGGAUCACUGUCAAAUAUUCUGGAUCAGUGCAUGUACUGUGCUAUGGGACUUGGUUGGGUUGGAUUGGAUUUUCGAGGCUUGCUCCCACCACUUUUUGAAGAGGCAGUUCUCAACUUAUUCUCCAAAAAUAUGAGUACCGCAGUAGAAAAUUUUCAGUUGGUCUUGGAUUCACAUCGCUGGGUUCCCAUGCCAUCAGUUGGCUUUCGUGCAAAUACUGUUGAAGAAAGUCAGGAGGAUGUAACUCCACCCUCUUAUUUGAUGGAGCAUCCACCUCUUGCUGUUUUUAUAAAUGGUGUAUCUGCAGCAAUGAAUGAGCUACGGCCCUGUGCCCCAAUAAGUUUAAAACAUGUCCUUGCCCAAGAAUUGAUCAAGGGAUUACAGGCUGUUUCUGAUUCAUUGUUACUGUACAACACAACACGGGUUCUUAGGGCUAAUGAAUCGGGACUUUUUCUCUCACUUUGCCGGGCAUUUAUUGAGGUUGCUUAUCCUCAUUGUGCUACAUGUUUUGGGCGUUGCUAUAUUGGUGGAUCAACUUUUAUUAUGGAUGCAAAGAACGUAUAUGAUGGAAUCAGCCGCCUAGUAGAGACUUCCUCUGCAAGAGAACUCCCAAAACCAGUAAAUAAUGGAGAAGCCAAUGCCAUAGCUGAGAAUGGUGAAGUGCCAAAAGUGGAUAAUGGAGAAACAGCUGAUGCCAAAGAAUCCGAAGCUAUGAAUUCUGACGAGGUGAACAAAAGCUCUACAACACAGACAGAUCAGGAGGAAAAGGAAGACACUAAUCUUGAAAAGACAGAUGAAUAAUAGUAUGUUUGGGGUGGUGCCGAAAGCACCAUUAUCACGGCCCAAUGCCAAAUUCAAUGUGAUAUUCGGAAGCUACAAAAUGGCUUCACUGUGACGUGCGGCCACAACGUGAAACGACACCUUUCCAAGCACAUGCUAAGUGUCAUUCUAGUGAUGGACAAAGUGUAUUUUAAUUUUUUAUAAUUUUUUAAUAUCUCCUUGUUUUUGGCUUUGUUUAUUUCUUUAUAUGGUAUUGCCAGCUGUAAUUAUAUUGUCAGAUGAUAUAAUUAAUAUGAAUAGGCCAUAGAAAUUAUUGAUUGUUAGAACAGAAAAUGGAAUUUUGACACCGAUUACAUGUAAGGAACAAAAAAUGAUUUUUUUCAGUUCCUGCAUCAA